Messenger RNA from Physcomitrium patens, 1868 nucleotides. RefSeq names its product serine/threonine-protein phosphatase PP2A catalytic subunit. The record is from RefSeq and is a predicted model, not a curated record. Gene Ontology annotation, molecular function: protein serine/threonine phosphatase activity. Lineage: Eukaryota; Viridiplantae; Streptophyta; Bryopsida; Funariales; Funariaceae.
AGAGACGAAUUGUGGGUGGGACACCAGCUGGGGAUUUUGACUGGACCCCUGGACCCCGUCAACAACCCGAGCUCGGGUGCUGCCAGGCCCCGCGGAGCCGUGCACCGACCCAGGGCGGGUGACGUCACGGGGACCGGGUCCGCCCAGCGCACACCGGCGUGGUGGAGCUCUGCAUCGCCUCCUGCUGUCUGCAUUUGCUCUACCUUUCCCCUCGCGCGACCUCUGGGCUUGUUCUAGGGUUGCGGUGCGUUUCUCACCAUUGCGUUUCGAGAGUGUCGGAGUUGGUUUUUGAGGCGGAGAUCAGCGGAAACGGAGGGUAGGGCGAUAGCGUGGAGAAGGGGAAGCGCAACAGGAGGGACGACAUGAGUGUGCCUCCGAUAUCCUCUAAUGGGCAGCUGGACACACAGAUUGCUCAGCUCAUACAAUGCAAACCGUUAUCCGAGGUCGAGGUCAGAGGACUAUGUGAGAAGGCGAAGGAGAUAUUGAUGCGGGAAAAUAAUGUUCAGCCAGUGAAGUGUCCAGUCACAAUUUGUGGUGAUAUUCAUGGCCAGUUUCAUGAUCUUGCUGAACUCUUCCGAAUUGGAGGAAUGUGUCCAGACACCAAUUACUUAUUUAUGGGAGAUUAUGUGGAUCGUGGUUAUUAUUCAGUUGAAACUGCUACACUGCUAGUGGCUUUAAAAGUACGAUAUCCUGAUCGUAUUACCAUUCUGCGUGGCAAUCAUGAGAGUCGGCAGAUCACCCAAGUGUAUGGUUUCUAUGACGAGUGUCUUCGAAAGUACGGAAAUGCCAACGUAUGGAAGAUCUUCACUGACCUGUUUGAUUAUUUUCCUUUAACAGCACUCGUAGAGUCGGAGAUUUUUUGUUUACAUGGAGGGCUUUCGCCAAGCAUCGAUUCCUUGGACCACAUUCGGGACCUGGAUCGAGUUCAAGAGGUUCCUCAUGAAGGUCCGAUGUGUGAUCUACUUUGGUCUGACCCCGAUGACCGUUGUGGUUGGGGCAUUUCUCCCCGUGGUGCUGGCUACACAUUUGGCCAGGAUAUAUCUGAGCAGUUCAAUCACAACAACAAUCUGAAGUUGGUCGCAAGGGCACAUCAAUUAGUUAUGGAGGGCUACAAUUGGGGACAUGAACACAAGGUGGUCACUAUUUUCAGCGCACCUAAUUAUUGCUAUCGCUGUGGAAACAUGGCUUCUAUAUUGGAAGUGGAUGACAAUAUGGGCCACACUUUCAUUCAGUUUGAACCAGCCCCGAGACGAGGUGAACCAGAUGUGACAAGGCGCACGCCAGACUACUUCUUAUAGUGGGACUUUCUGAUAGUAGUUUUUAAAGUAUGCUUUGAGCUAUUUUGGAUCGUCUGUAGUCCAUGCAUUCAAUGAUGUAGAUUUUCCUCAGGUUAGCAUGGUGUUACCAAGCGAUAGCAGCCUGAAUGCUGUCAUAACCGCCACACCAUCAUAUGAUAUGUAUUUCAUUGAGCGGGCAUGCUACUCUGCGCUUGAGAUGUAAGCGAGUCUCUAUUUGGAGUGUCAUUGGUGUCAAGAGUCCUGAUGUGACCAUUUUUUAUACUAGAUGUCUGCUGUGUAUCGAAGCAAUUGUAGAGAUAGUUGGUAUAACUUCAGAGCUAUAAUGAUGUAGUGGAGUUGCGGUUUAGGGUUAAGAUGGAUCAGCGGUUAGUCUAUAAUAGUCAUUGAUUGAUCACUCUUAUCGGAGAGUAGCUUCUUCCGACGUGGGAUUUAUUAGCGUCAUCGUUGAACCGGACCCAUGUCGGGGUUGGAUUAUGCUGUUAAUGGAAUGACUGUACAGGCAGUUGCUGAAUAUUAAGUGAUGAGGAUCCCGUCCCAAGGACCCUUCAUUCUAGAUCCAUAUCACCGGUA